This is a messenger RNA of Sorghum bicolor (sorghum), 3053 nucleotides long. RefSeq lists its product as uncharacterized. NCBI's taxonomy places the organism in Eukaryota, Viridiplantae, Streptophyta, Magnoliopsida, Poales, Poaceae. The transcript is spliced from 8 exons. Bases 1581 to 3053 code for a protein of 490 amino acids. The record is from RefSeq and is a predicted model, not a curated record.
GCACUGCAUCUCCUGUUACCCCACCUUACUACCGCUCAUUUCCACUGGUUAUAGACUUUUUGAUUCUCUGUCCAAGCACUCCACUGUUCAAUAAACAACAGAUAGCUCUAUGGCAAUUCUGGACAAACCCAAAUACAUAUCAUCAGAGCAUGGCCAUCAACAAUUAUCUUUUAACAUGUCCCUAAAUUAAACUAGAAAACUUGAACCCAUCUAAUGUUUGUCUCUGCAAAAGCCAGUUGUAACUAUGAUUCAUUAUCUUCUUGUGUUAUUGUCAGCUAGCUACAGUGCAUACUCUAUUUUUUUGUAAUCACCAGUAAGCUCUAUAACAGUUCUAGGCUUGCUAUUUAGAAAUUGCAGGUUUACUACAAAGUAGACUCCCUAUUCAUGCUAGAUGGUUGUUUCCCUAAGGAAGGCAGGCAGAAUAACUGAUUUUAGGAACAAAGUGUCAUGUUGCACGAACUGAAUAAUAGUGAUCUCAAUGAUUUAUCUUUGAUUAACUUAGAUGUUGCAUGAACUGAAUAGAAAGCUAAGUUGUCUAGCAACAAUUUAGUUGGCAAGUGACAAUGCAGUACUAUGGUUGCAGAUUAACUAAUCCUUGUUCUUUCAUCAUGCUUGAGUGCUUUGGGAAAGAAAACUUAACGAAGGUGAUGAAAGGCAUAAACCUAACGAAGCUGAUGAAAGGCUUUUAGGCUAAAAUUUAGAAUGCAGAAUAUAAAUUUAAUAAGAAGAGCUCUUCCACUAAAUAUCCACUAAAAUUUAGAAGAGCUCUUCACUACUAUCUCACUUAACCAAUUUGAUUUCAGUUUCUAGCUAGGAACUUGCACUACUCUCUAUCUCACUGAACUAAUUUCAGUGGAGUUUUUACUUCACUGAUAGCCUUGUUUCUUUUUUUAAUAAAAAUAUUAUCACUGCAUAUUUCCUGCCUCUUUUAGAACUGUAAAUUGGUUCUAUCGUCUAACCAACAAGACUUAUGUCAGUAUAGAACUUUGAUAUUCAGAGUUCACCUAUUCUGAAUUGCUGCUACCAAGUGAUGGUGCCAGUUUUGCUCAAUAUAGUUGUAAUUUUAUGGUUUGCCCCUGCCAGGUUUAGGUCCAAGCUUGGCCACUGUUUGUGAUCGUGGCUUUCUGAGCCUGGUUGGGGCGAGAAACUAAUUUAGAGGCAUCAGAGUAUAUAAUAGUGACUAAUGUUUAAUAUGCUCGCUAUUUUUUAUUCGGAUCUGACCCAACUACAAGUGUACACAUGUAUUAUGAUACUAAGCAUUUGGUUGUCGGAUCCACUAUUUUCAUGCCACCACUAAUGGUUUGCACCUGUUAGUAUAAGAUACCUAUUUCGCAGGUUUGUUCAUACACUUCACAUGUUAGUCUUUUGGUUCCUGUAGUUACUUUGCUUUAAGACUUCAUCAGAUAAGAAAUAUACUUGCAUAGCUAUCUUUCAUAUUCUUCAACUAAUGGUUGCCGUAUUAUACAAGUGGUUGAAUUGUGGGUACACUCAAUGGAAAAUAGUGCCUCUCAUACACCAUUGGGUGACAAGACUAACACUACUAAUAGAGGAAAGAAAGAGAUAAGGCCUGAUGGCACACAAUGUCGCAAGAGAAAAGGGACGAAAAAAAUAAAAAACAUCGAGAAGCAUAUAAAAGAAGAAAGGAGCAACAACUAUGUAUCAAAACUACCGAUGAUGGUCAGGAUUCAUCAAACAAGGAAAAUGUGGAUCCUAAUAAAACAGAUGAUUGGUUGCAUAGGAAUGAUUCACUCGAUGCAAACAAUAUUGAUGAAAUACUUAUAUCCAAUCGGAUGGCAGGUGAUGGUGAUGAUGUAGUUACUGCUCGCAGCAUAAUUAAUCAGGAAAUGCGAUCACAAUGCAUUGAUGCUUCAUUUAAGAGAGAGUUAACAAAUGAGCAAGUCAUGGCUCAUCGUGCAAGGUGUAGGAUGCAACAUGCAAACAAGACACCUGAGCAACGGGACCAAAGGCGAAAGCGACAGAGGCUUUAUAAUCAAGUUCCAUCUCGUAAAGAGGCAAUGAAAGUGGCUAAAAAACGCUCCAGGGAGGUGCAAAGACACACUUUAAACAAUGAGUCCAUCGCAAUGGAGAAUCCACUCUUUAAUCCAACGAUGGAGUGGCCCACUGCAAACUCAUCUAUGCCAUCUCAUGGGCCCACAGUAAGCCCUAGCGAUUGGGCUAUCCCAGAAUCCACUGCAACACCUAUUUGCUUCCCACAAGCUCCUGAGGAGACAAAUGAAGAUGAUGAUGGACGCAGUGAUAUAUCGCCUGGUCAUAUGACACAUAGACAAAAUAUACCAUGUGGGCAAAGGCAUGCAUUGUUAACCCGCCGUAACAAUGUGUUUGAGCGCCUCAUCGGUCAGAACACGGGAAACUCUAAUAAUGAGGGUGAAGACAACGUGGAAGAAAAUACGCCAUUACCUCAGUCAACCGUGACCAACAAUGGAAGCGCUAGAUCAAACAAUCAAAAUGCAUCAGCUACACCUGCACAACCAUUAUUUGAUGAUACAGAUGAUGAUGAGGGUGAUAUAUUUGAAGAUGAUGAGGAAGAGGAUGAGGGAUACUUGUUUGCUAGGCAAGAAGAAUCAGAUGACGAUGUCCAAAGUGAUACUACCGAGGAAGACACGACUUCUAACCUUGAAGGACCUGACCCGUAUGAAGUGGUGUAUAGUAACAUGCCUAGGGAGACACACAUGCUAAAACCUGUACCAGAUUGCAAACAUUGUGGAGUAAAGAGAUUUCCAAAAGAACCUCCUGGGUUUUGUUGUCGCAGCGGAAAGGUUGAGCUGCAUGCGCCUGUCAUACCAAACCAGCUCAUGAGGCUUUGGACAAGCUCUGACGCGGAUGCUAGGCACUUUCGUAACAAUAUCAGGUUUUUCAAUGGCCACUUCUCUUUCACUUCCCUAUAUUGUCGCCUCGACAGUGCUACUGCUAACAUUAGAAACAUCGGCAUAUAUACUUUUCGUGCACAUGGCAUGAUCUAUCACAACAUAAGGUCAUUUGGCAGAGAAGAUGGUGUCGUGAAGAGCAGUAUCAAAAAGAUAAAGAAGUUAUAG